Messenger RNA from Ceratitis capitata (Mediterranean fruit fly), 4744 nucleotides. RefSeq names its product protein cramped (gene crm). Gene Ontology annotation, biological process: pattern specification process. NCBI's taxonomy places the organism in Eukaryota, Metazoa, Arthropoda, Insecta, Diptera, Tephritidae. The record is from RefSeq and is a predicted model, not a curated record. Bases 284 to 3436 code for a protein of 1050 amino acids. Gene Ontology annotation, cellular component: nucleus. Gene Ontology annotation, molecular function: chromatin binding. The transcript is spliced from 9 exons.
UAAUUACCGUCUCCAAAAUCUCGUAGGGUUUUUGAUUUGAUCACCUGCAACCCUCUCAAUGAAAUUGUAGUAUUUUCGCAAAGUGCAUCAAUAAACAAAAAUCCUCUGCAUGCAAAACAACAACACGAAAUCGAAAGAAAAGGGGAAUAAGAAAUUUUGUACUGAGUUGUGAACACCAAUAAGAUAUACAAAUAAAUGAAAACAAUGUGAAAAGUGUAAAAUAUUAAUGCGAUUUGUACAUGAAAACAACAGCGAAUGGACGCUUGAAUAGGCUUCAUUGAAAAUGAGCGCCAAUGCGCUGGACGAUGAAGAAAAUCAGACUUCACUGUCGAUUACGACGACAACUGUACUGCCAGGUCAAGAAAUCAUUGAGACUGUGGAGCCAGUGGAUUACAAUGAAUCGGAAAUUGGAAUCAUUGUGCAACACACGCCUAUUACACCAAAUAAUGGCAAAGGUGUUGCUGGCGGAAAAAAUACCAGCGAACGGAAAAUAAGUGGUGCUACAGCUCCAAACAACGAUGAAAAAUUACGUGCCGAGUUGGAUGCUGAAGUUAGUGAGCUAUUAGGUUCUGUAAUAAUGCAUAAUUGUACGGGAACUCGUGUUAGUGCACGAGUCAUUAAAAAAAUGAAGCAAGAUCAGACAAGGCCUUUAACACCGCCAAAUGAACGCGAGCCAACGAAGCGGGAUGAGAAGACAAUACAAAAGACACCUUCGCAAUUACGCAGUAAUAAAUCGACAUGGACUAAUUUAGAACGUAAUCACUUUUUUGACGCGCUCAACGAGUUUGGCAAGGACUUUGAAGCCCUCGGCAAUUACAUAAAUACAAAACUGAAAAGAAGAAGCUCAGCAGAUAAUGCGUUCAAAACGAAAGAUCAAGUGCGGCAACACUACUAUCAAACUUAUCAUAAAAUCUGUAAAUACAUAAAAUUCUCUGAUGAGGUUAAGAAACCAGCGCAGGAGUUGUAUGCGCUUGUCAACUAUGGUGAAAUGCGCAGAAAACUCCAGUUCGUCACUGAUAAGCAUUUCAUGAAGCUACGAACUCUCGUCUAUCAAGGUCAAAUAACUAUUCGUUGCAAAGGAAAAAAUUUACGCAUUAAAACACCAUCAUGUAAAGCGCUGAGGCGACUAAAUCAACUGGACGACUCCCUUGAGGACAUAAGACUUCCAACAAAAAUUGAAGUGGUUGUCAGUCCCGCCAACAUGGAAGCGUUUGGUCGCGUUCAGACAGUUGCACAAAAUCCGCGUGUUCGUACCACUGUGCCAUUACAUAAGAAACUUGUCAAUUUUAUAAAAACGUUUCAAAUUAAAUGGCGUAGCGCCGAACAAAAGUUAGCAGAGGAAGAAAUGAAAUUAUUCCCCACUUCAAUAGCGCCCAUGCCCGCACAACAUUCACCCGAUUGUAAUGGCCUACAGUCUACAGAUACGGCAGCGGAACGAAUACCAUCAUUUCAAGACCCAGAAAUGUGUUUUUUGCCCAAACCAGGUGUGCCUAUACAUCGUCCUCUGCUGAGCAUAACUGAAUAUCUUGGUAGUGGUAAUAUCUGUCUUGCAGCUUAUGAGGAGCGCAUGGGAGUAAAAGUGCGCGGCGAAACAUUUUUUCAAGAAAGAGCUGUUAGUAAGCGACCACGUACCGAUAGUGGCUCAGAGAAGCGUUCGCCCGAUGCAAAAAAGAAUAAGCAAUUCAAUAGUCCACCACAUGAAAAGGGUGACAACGACAGCAUCGUGGCGGAUGAAUUAUUGAAAGACGAACUUGGCAUUCUCUUAGACCAUGAACUUACACUCGGUAAAUGCGAAAGCAGUAGCGAUGAACUGAGUGACGAAUUGCAAGACAUACUCAACGCUGAAGUAGAUGUUAUGUUAAAAGAUGGUAGUGAGAAUUCACAAGAAGACGUAAAGGCCCCAGCUUUAACCGCAAGUGAUCUGGCAUAUGCAAACACGCAGAACUCGAUCCAAAAUCAAAACCCGGCCAGUAAGGAGGCGCGUAUACGGCGACAAGUCAAUGCGCGCGGUACAGGACGUGCAAGUGCACCGAACUUUAAGCCACUCAUUAGCGAGACGAUUGUGCGACGUAUACGUAAGGGUUGGACGCUAUCUACAGCCGCUGAUAUUACGAUUGGUGAUUUGUAUGUGGUGUUGGGUCAAGAUUCGAAGUUGGAAUUAGAGUAUUACUGGACAGAUCGACAACAACAACAACCGCCAAAUAUGAAUGUCACAACUAACAAUAGUUCAAUAAGCAAUACCAAUAAUAUUAGCGGUUGUGUGGCACUUGCUGGCGGCGCUGUGGCCAUGGAGAGCAUGACACAGUCUGAUACAAAAGUUUUCAUGCAAAAGCAAAAUGGCAUGCCAUAUAAUCCAAGUGAAUGUGACGACCCCGACUUUCUUAAAGCCCUGUCAACUUCAAGUGUGGGGAAUAAACUUAAGCAUCUGCUGCUAAUUGCUAAUUUAAGCGAGCGUAUGCGCAAACGACAGUGCUCUUGUGGACACACUUGCGACCGUAAUGUAGCCAAGACGAGAUUGGAACGAAACAUAGCAACAAAAACAUAUGUGUCAACAAAAACUUUUGCCACAAACAACACCAAUGACAACAGUAAUGUGUUUCGUCAGCCAGUGGUACCCAUACGACGGCCACUCUUCAACAUGGAUAGCGUUAAGCAGGUGAAUACAAUGUCACGUCAAAAGCAAUCAAUACGUCAAGUGCUUGUGCAACGUAUGCUCUUACCUGGUAGCGGCACUGCCAAUAAGUCAUACGACGUGUUGAAUGUGUCGAAUGUCGACAAUACAGCGAAAUUAUCUGAAAAUGCAAACGAAAUAGUACAAAAUUCUUAUACAGAAUCUCAAGGCAAAAAGGAAGACAAUUUGUCUACAGCUAACAACACAGAAGAAUCUACAGUGUAUGCGUUAACGAAUCAGCAAACGUCAAUUGGCAAUUCCACCGCGAAUUUCAAUUCAACCGCAAACGAUUGUACUGAUGUUAACGAUGCUGUUGAAAGUUUGAGCGAGCCGCCGCAGUUAGACAAUAAUCCCACGCCUUCAAUGACACAUCAAAUGACUGAUGGCGCUCUAAGCAAAGUAAACAAUGCAGAUCUGAUGCAAAUAUUUGCAUCAGCAGCUGCCGAUGAUGCUAAUAACACGGACAUAUCACUUUCAUCUUCAUUUCCCGAUAGCGCCUUCGAUGAGUGCACAAAUACGAGCUCUUUUAAUGGCAUGACACCGACACAUUUACUGCGUGAGUCCACCUCAAACUCCCGUUGGCUUGAAGAGAAUAUCAAUGACUUCUCUUUAACCAGCUUACUGGGGCAUUUGGAUGAAAUUAAUGCAAGUCGUGACAUUUUGGAUCCUUCGUCGAAUUUAUCGGUGAUCAGCGAGAGCAGCGUGGACUAUAUGCAUAAAUUUCAAGAGAUUACUGCCUUAAUGCAGAGUCAAGAUAAAGACUAAAUGCUUGCAUUACGCUGAAAUUCAUUUUCAUAUACGGCCAAAUGCAGGACACUCGGAUUUAAAUUAUGUACAUAUAUAGUAAAUAAUUAGUUUUAUACCCUUAAACGCCAAUAGUAUGUAAGUAAAACAAAAAAAAGUGAAAACAACAAGCAUCAUUUAGUGCCCUCCCCCUAAAUUUAAUUAAAUUAUUUUCUAUAUGCAGGUUUAAGUUAAAAAAAGCAUUCACAUACAUUUGCAUGUACAUAUACACACACAUUAAUAUCGUAUUUAUGUACAUUUACAUUUGCAACGAAGACUUGUAUAUUUAGUUAUGCGCAUGACGGAAAUUCUAUUAAUACCUUUAAAUUCUAAUUUGAUUUAUAUUUACUCGAAGAAAAUGUUAUUUUUCGUUUUGCGGCAAAUUAACAUUUAUGUUGUUGCCACUCGUUAGUUACACUCAAUAAAACAUACCUUUGUACAUAUAUAUAUAUAUAAAUAGUAAUUGCUAAUUUUUAAGCCGACGUUGUGAUUUACGCUAUAACUACACUCAUUAAUUAUUGUUACAUAAUGAUGUAAAUUUAGUCGAGAUACGUACUUGUAUAUAUAUAUAUUUUUAUUAAAUGUCGAAAAGCCUUUAAUUUAUAUUGUUUAGCUCUCGCAAGUGGUCUGUAGCCUUUAUAUAUUUUUGUAUAAUUAAAUUUAUACUAUACUAUCUUAUUUAAUGCAUUCGAGCGCACAAAUAAACAUUAAUUAAAAUAAAAUAAAAAUAAAAAAACAUACAAACAUAACAAUCCAUCCUUAUGAGCGCAAAAAUUGGCUUCCAUUUUGCAGAAGAAAGCAGCUUACGUUAAAUGUAAGAAAGAAGAGUUCGCAUCAAAAAUGCAUGCAAAAUUAUUUAUAGAGAAAAUGUAUUGUAUUUAAUUAAGCGUUAAAGCAUAAGAAAAUAUUGUUACUUGUUUUGCCAUUUCAAACCCCCCCCAUUGUAUUAACGACGGUUUGUCUAUAUUAUUUUUCUUACGAUAAACCAUUACAUACAUACAAACAUGCAUAUAUAUAUAUGUAAGCAAUUGAACUUGUAUUAUUCGCGUAUGUAUUAUUAUAUCAUUGAAGUCUUUAAAAAUGAUUUAUUAGUCGUUUUUUUUAAAUUUUUCCUCCUUUAAAAUAAAUAUGUAAGAAGUCCUUAAAUAGUCCUUAGGUAAAUACGCGUCAUCCUAAGCAACAAACAGGAAAAUAGUUUUAAGAUUGUACUAAUCAAAUUAAUAGCUGGCAUGUGGCAAGUUAUAUUUUUGCCACUUAACCAAUGAAACGCAAAAAAAAAAUGCAAUUAAA